AUGCACAGACUUCUUUUAGGCUUCUGUAUUCUUGUUCUCAUCCAGGGCCGACUAGUUCUACUUGACGAUCUUUCCAGUACAGUUCACCACGGCAAUAUUGUAGUUGAUAGUACCAAAACAGAUCUACCUCAGGUUGCACAUAAGAUCAGAGUUCUUCAUCCCCACCAUAACAUUCUAACCCAAGACUCUCCCCCUCUCUACUACACACCCAAUCCGUACAUUAACACGCAGUACAUUGAAAGUCCAACCGCCAAUACUAACUUACUUGAUACCCGAGUCCAAAACCUCUACACCGACCUCCAACGCGUCAAACACGACGCCCCAGAAGAAGACCUCACCUUACUCUCCCUCCAAAGCAAGCACAGAGCCCAAAAGCAAUCCCUCCACCACUUCCUACAAGAAAGACACAAAACCAACAGCAUUCUCGCCCAAACCAAAAAAGACCUAGCCACCGUCCAAACCAAUGCCGAGCUUCUCAAAUCCAAGCUCCAAGACCUCCAUGAUAAAAGUACAUCCCUCUCCGCCAAAAUCUCCCAUCUCCAGCACCAAAUCAGCACCACCCAACAAGAACUCAACCAAAGAACCUCCGCCUACCAAAACCGCCUCACCAAAAUAACCACCCGCUAUGCCCUUCUCCGCCAUGAGUAUCCCGAAGAAUCCGACAGUCACCAGUACAGCGACACCUCCACUAUUUCCUAA
Nematocida homosporus is the source of this 699-nucleotide messenger RNA. RefSeq lists its product as uncharacterized. The record is from RefSeq and is a predicted model, not a curated record. The coding region runs from base 1 to 699 and encodes 232 amino acids. NCBI's taxonomy places the organism in Eukaryota, Fungi, Microsporidia. The transcript has a single exon.